Messenger RNA from Harmonia axyridis, 1134 nucleotides. It is a transcript of the gene Prpk, whose product is annotated as EKC/KEOPS complex subunit Tp53rk. The record is from RefSeq and is a predicted model, not a curated record. Gene Ontology annotation, cellular component: cytosol; nucleus; EKC/KEOPS complex. Gene Ontology annotation, molecular function: ATP binding; protein serine/threonine kinase activity. Gene Ontology annotation, biological process: protein phosphorylation. Lineage: Eukaryota; Metazoa; Arthropoda; Insecta; Coleoptera; Coccinellidae. The transcript has a single exon. Bases 2 to 742 code for a protein of 246 amino acids.
CAUGGAUAUUAGGUCUAUGGAUUUGAUAUAUAACCUAGAAAUGGAAAGAUUAAAUUCAAUUAUGGAUUUAAAAAAUUUUGUACUAUUUAAACAAGGAGCUGAAGCUAGAAUUUAUAAAGGAGUGUAUUUGGGAAAACCAUGUUUAGCUAAAGAAAGGUUUCCUAAAAAGUACAGACAUCCUGACUUGGAUCAUUCUAUAACAACAGAAAGAAUAAGGGCUGAAAGUCGAGCUAUUGUUCGUUGUAAAAAUGCUGGUAUCAGAACUCCCAUGUUAUAUUUGGUAGAUUACAACAGAAGAAUAAUAUUUUUAGAGUAUUUUGAAAAUCAUAUUACUGUUAAAGAUUAUAUAGAACAGUGUUCUGAUGAAGAAACACUAAAAAGUUUAUCUUUAAGAAUAGGAAAUUUAAUUGGUAAAUUGCAUUCGAAAAAUAUAAUUCAUGGAGACUUGACUACAUCAAAUAUACUUUUGAUUAAAAAAGGUGAUGGAGAGUUAACAAUUACAAAGAAGGAUUUAGUGUUGAUAGAUUUUGGCUUGGCUCAUUUAGAAACUAGUGCGGAAGAUAAAGGAGUAGAUUUAUAUGUAUUAGAGAGAGCUUUGAUUAGCACCCAUAGUGCUGCAAAAGAGAUAUUCAUCAAUAUUCUAAAUGGCUAUAAGGAAGUAAAUAAAAAUAACUUCAAAGAAAUAUAUUCCAAAUUUGAAGAAGUGAGAGCUAGAGGUAGGAAACGCACAAUGGUAGGAUGAAUACUGUGGAUGUAAUACAUAAAAAUCAAAUUAAUCUUUAUAGUAAGUAGAUGGCUCACAUCAAAUUACUUUUUUAUGAAAAAAUAAGUAUUAAUUCCUUGUAAUUUCUUAUUGCCCCAAAAAAUAUAUCUACCUACCUGUGAAAAAAAUUAAUGAUUUAAUGAAUGUUACUUUAACAAGUGCAUUAUGCUACAAGAUUUCUGAUAAUAAUAUUUUUUCCUUGAACAUUACCUGGAAAUAGCCUCAUAAAACUUUAUUGAGAAAGGACCAUGAUCUCUUUAUCACAAAUAAUAUGGUACUUUGAAAGUAACGGUUCAAUCAAUUUUUUCAAGAAAAAACCUUGUAUAUUGAUUAGAAUAAAGCAGAAAUGUAUGAAUAUAUUUUGAGUGUUU